Messenger RNA from Galendromus occidentalis (western predatory mite), 2820 nucleotides. RefSeq lists its product as uncharacterized. The coding region runs from base 1 to 2820 and encodes 939 amino acids. Lineage: Eukaryota; Metazoa; Arthropoda; Arachnida; Mesostigmata; Phytoseiidae. The transcript has 2 exons. The record is from RefSeq and is a predicted model, not a curated record.
AUGAAAGUUCUCCAGGAGAGCUCUCGCGAUCUCCGCGUUCAGGUCUUCUCUCGCCCCGAUAAUGUCUUGUUUCCAUUCAUUCAAGACGUCCAUUGGGUGACAGAAGAUCCUAGAAAAGUUCACGGGCCGAGCCCGACGAUAGAAUGCGCCGGACUCUUCAAGAGGUGCUCUUUGUGCAUUCAACACGCUCUAUGUCGCAGCCUUCCAUCCGCAUUGCGGCAGAAAUACCUACAACACGACCAUCCCUACGUGAAUCCGCAGUCAGAGCGAGAAGCUCCACUGAUCUCGCGAGUCGCGCUCGAUCUGAUGCAAAGAAACUAUGAGGAUGCUUUCACGAAUAUGAUCUCCCACGCCAAGGAGAAAACAAAUCCCUUCCGAAUCGCCACGGGAACGGGGGACUGUCAUCGGGAUCCAGUCAAACAACGAUCGAGUCGGAUACUCAUAGAAGAAAUGGAAAACACUCUGAGCAGUCCCUUCGCGGAAUUCGAUGAGGUUGAGGUUCAUACGUCCCCGAAUGGGCUCGGCUCACAGCUGCCGGACUCGCCUGAUGCGAUGGAAAAUCCAUCACAAGGCGGGAGUUCCUUCCCGGUGAAAAUUCGACGCGGCGCGGAAGCCCCGACGGCGGAUUCGCUCAUCGAGAGAGAUAGCUCAAGAGCGCGACCCUUGCUCGGCGGCGCGACCGGACCCAAUCCACACGAGGAACAGAUCUCCAAUCGUCUCCGGAGAGAGGGGGCUCAAACUCAUGUCAGCGAUUACAAAUCACACCUGUUACAGAAAACGGGAGUCACGACUUCGAGACAAGAUCCAGGGGCUUCGAAUUUGAAGGCAUGCAGAGCUCCGUGGCCUCGUGGCACUUAUCCAAGUUCGUUGGGAUCAGGAGAGACCUUGACAUCAGCAAGGGCAACUGAGAGAAAUGACUUCGCUCGACCCGGGUCAUGCCGCAUCGGAGGCAGCGCAUCGGAGCUUACGUCUCAAUCGCAUCUCAGCGACGCGACGCAUCUCUACGUGUCUGCGAAACGCCAAUUUUCGAAUGCUGCCUCGAAUACCGGCGGUGAGCGAGGCCUCACUCGAACGAUCAACGCUCCGAGCCCAUUCCAUUGGAAGACGCCGUACGUUGGCCCCACGGAGAAUUUGCCGCCAUCGAAUCAGGUGCGGCCAAUGCAACCGUUCGAAGUUCCUCCGCGCUUCGAUCAGCUGAACCCGCGAGUAAACUUCCCCGGUCCCUGCUCGAAUACUUUCGGCAUCUCAAGCGGCGUCGGGCUCCCACCGAGAAUUCCGAAUUCCGAGUUCUAUAGUGACCCACCAGGAGCGAACCGCAUCUCGGCGAGGUGUCCCGUCUGCGGGAUCACUUUCCGAACGUUCGGUGUCGUCAAAGGGAAGUUCUCGCGGGUCACACACGUCAAUCCUCAGGGCCGUUUAAGAGAUCAUAUGGCGUUACACAGAGCCGACGGUCUCGAUUGUGUAUUCCCUUCGUGCAGAGGAAUCGUUUUCGACCAUCGGGAUGAGUUGAUCGCCCACAUGGACGCGCACAGACAAGCACUCAUCUUUGCGGGCGUCGAGCGCUGGGAGAACCAGAGUUCAUCUUCGGUAUCCUUGCCGCGCUUCCUGAGGAAAAAGCCGAAUCUGACGUGUGAGAUUUGCCUCAUCGAUUUUAAUUGGAGAACGACGCUAUCUGGAAUGCCGAGCCACACCGAGCGGUACAUAAAACAUUGUGAACGGCAUUUAGUCAAAAUGGGCGAGAACGAUUAUUGCCCAUGGCAAUGCGCCUUACGCAGCUGUGAGAAAAAAUUCACUUCUCAACACGCACUGGAGGAACACAUGUGGAUGGUUCAUGCCGCAUCGUGCCACUGCUCGACUUGCGAUUGGAUCGUUUGGGGCGAGACCGACGAAGUUAAUCUCCACCGAACGCAUUGCACUUGCACCGCACAAUUAUUAGCCGAUGGUGACUCUAAACCAUUUGGCAUGAGAUUGGCGACUCGGCACGCGGCCACAGCAGCGAGCGCUCCCGGUCAGUCGUGCAACGAAUAUGCGGAGUCAGCUGCGAAAAAUUCUUCCGCGGUUCCCUUCGCACGCAUCGCACUUGCCGAAGCCAAGCCGCGGCUGAAGUGGCUGAGGAACAAGACAUCGAAGUCUGCUGGUGAGCCUGCAUCGUCUAAAUUCGAUACCGCCUCGUCAGCGAAUCAUCUGAUGCGAUUCACCUACUAUUGCGAUUUCUGCGGAGCGCCGUUCCGAAGUCAUCAUCUGAAGCAGUACCAACGACACGUUCAAAGUCACCUCCCCGAUAAGCAGCUCAGCUGCGUCAUCUCAGACUGCGACCGUCGCUUCGACUCAUUAGAGGAGCUCCAUUCGCAUGUCAAGACGAAAUUGAGCACAUGCCGUUACUGUGGAGCCGUUCUGUUUCUCAAUUACAAAAAACACAUUCUCACCUGUCGUCCUCUGCACGAAAUCAAGAAGCAGCGUUUGCUCAAAGAGGAGUUCGCAAAAAUCAAAUACGAGCCCCUACGGCAAGAAGAUCUCCACUGGUCCCACAGGAAGCUUUGCCGCUCGAACCCUAGUCCAGAGCGAGGUUCCGAGAUUCCGGAGUCCGAGAGCCAGGAAUGUUUUCUCCGCAAUUUGAACCUUAUCAAAGGUGAUUCGGAAACGAUCACGGAAAAGACCCGAAAACACGAAAUGCUGCGGAGCCAAAUUCACGUCGCGAACGGCAAAGGACGGCGAGCCUGCACGGAAAAGACGUCGUGCGUCAAAUGUGGCCGCAUCUUCAGGAACGGACUCAAUCUGCGCGAACACAUGCGAGGGUACCACAAUGCCCGUGACUUUUGA